GUGGACCCGCAACCAACCGGGAAAUGCCCGCGUCUUCCAGAUUCCACACUUCCGCCGCGUGCUCCCUCGCCUCCGCCUCCUCCCGUUCCCCUCCUCCUCGCCGCCGCCAGGCCGCCUCCCUCAUGGGGCAGUCGCCGAGCGUGCCCCCGGGGUGCAGCCGCAGCCGGAGCAGCUCGCGGUGGCAGCAGCCCGGACUCGGGCUCGACCUUGGGUUCCUGUUCGGCCGCAAGCCGCGGCCUGGGGACGAGAGGCUGGACCUCGCGAACUGGAUGAGGUGCUUCCUGUCGCAGCAUCUGCCGCCUCCGUCCGCGGAAGCUGAGGCGGAGGCCGAGGGGAAGGCCGCUGGGAGCUGCGAGGAAGAGGAGGUCGGUGGCGAAGAGGCAGACCACCUCGUCGUCAUGGUAAACGGGCUGUACGGGAGUUCGGCAGACUGGAAGUUUGCAGCGGAGCAGUUCGCGAAGAGGUUGCCGGGGAAAGUCUUUGUGCAUCGUAGUCAGAGCAAUCAUUCAAAAUUAACAUAUGACGGAAUUGAUUUGAUGGGUGAAAGGCUAGCUGAGGAGGUUCGACAAGUUGUUCAGAGAAGAAGAAACUUGAGGAAGAUAUCUUUUGUUGCUCAUUCGCUUGGUGGUUUAGUAACAAGAUAUGCAAUUGGAAAACUUUAUGAACCCACCAUCAAUGAAACCUCUUCUCUUGAUGCUGAUAAGCUUACUGAUGAACAAAAAAUACCUGGUGCUGGUAAAAUAGCUGGUUUAGAACCAAUCAAUUUUAUCACAUCUGCUACACCACACUUGGGCUCAAGAUGGAAUAAACAACUUCCCUAUCUUUUCGGCGUCCCACUUUUAGAGAGAAUUGCUGCCGGUACUGCACAUUUUAUAGUUGGGAGAACUGGUAAACAUUUAUUCCUUACUGAUAGGGAUGAUGGGAAGCCUCCACUUCUAGUUCGGAUGGUUGAAGACUGUGAUGACGGGAAAUUCAUGUCUGCUUUGCGCUCUUUUAAGCGUCGGGUUGCCUAUGCUAAUGUAACAUAUGAUCAUAUAGUUGGUUGGAGAACAUCGUCAAUUCGGCGUCAGCAUGAAUUGCCAAAACUUAAGUUAUCAGCAAACGAUGAAAAGUAUCCUCAUGUUAUUAAUGUCGACAAAGGAAAUUCAGAGGAUUGUCAACAAGAGGAGUCCGUAGAAGCUUCGCUGGCAGAUAGCUUAGAAGAGAGGAUGAUCCGAGGCCUUACACAAGUGAGCUGGGAACGUGUGGAUGUAUGCUUUCAUAAGAGCUGGCUAAGAUACAACGCCCAUCAUAACAUCCAGGUUAGGAUUCAUCCAGUUAAUUCGGAUGGAGAAGAUGUCAUAUACCAUACGGUAGACAAUUUUCUAGUCUAGAUGGCUAAGACUAGCUUCCUCGAUAGCUCUUUCUGAUGAGUUCUUCAUGAGAGGGUCCGGUGAGUAACUCAAAUCUUGAUAGUUGAUUGAUAUCAGUGGAUCAACAUGUACUCAGGCAUACUGUCAGGUGAUUAGAGUGUGUGACCUGAUUUAUUGCUGACUGCGGACAAUGUAUAAAGUUUUAGUAAUGUAAAUGUUAGCUUUAUAUAUCAAAAUUCCUGUAAAUAUGCAUUCUAAAAGGUUGGUCAAAAUUUGGAGGUUGUAA
This is a messenger RNA of Panicum hallii, 1638 nucleotides long. Its product is annotated as putative lipase C4A8.10. The record is from RefSeq and is a predicted model, not a curated record. The transcript has 10 exons. Bases 24 to 1373 code for a protein of 449 amino acids. Lineage: Eukaryota; Viridiplantae; Streptophyta; Magnoliopsida; Poales; Poaceae.